Molecule: messenger RNA, 12788 nt
Organism: Nerophis lumbriciformis (worm pipefish)
Lineage: Eukaryota; Metazoa; Chordata; Actinopteri; Syngnathiformes; Syngnathidae
Gene: grin2ab
Product: glutamate receptor, ionotropic, N-methyl D-aspartate 2A, b
Biological process (GO): monoatomic ion transport
Cellular component (GO): membrane
Molecular function (GO): signaling receptor activity; ligand-gated monoatomic ion channel activity
Source: RefSeq, a predicted model, not a curated record
GGCGCGCGGAGCUGUCCACAGGCUCUCACUGCGGAACGCGCCAAGCCGCCUGUGGAGAUCACAUUCUGGAUCUUUUGAAGCCACCAUCUCCCAUUUUAUCUCCACCACCACCCCACACGCGUGGCCGCGCGUCGUGGAAGUGGCACAUUUGAAAUCCAGCGUCAGGAGGAAUAGCACCUGCAGCUCCAGGAAGGGGGGGAGAAGGUGGCCGUGACGCUGGAGGUCUUCACGGACACGACAGGUGGAUUAAUCUGAUUUUUUUUUUCUUUCCUUUUUGGAUGGAUUUGCAAUUGAUGGAUUAAUUUGACGGGGUGGGUGGGAGGGGGAGACUCACCCCUUUUUGGCGGGCACCCGAAUGGAGUAACAGGCUGCAAUGUCAUCUCCACCUGGCCGCCUGGAGAGAUGUGUGACGGGAAUGGGAUCAAGUUGAAACACUUUUGGCACCGCACGACGACCGGGACGGAGGAUGGCGGCCGGGGACGACGACGGCGACGAUUGCCGCGCGCCGCCGCCGCGCACAGAGGGCCCGCAGGAAGAAGGCGCCAAACGACGGCCGCCGCAGCAGCAAAUCUGCCGCAGACGCGCCUUGUGACAGCCAAGGGUAUCAUGGGUGCAGUGGGCUGGAUGUUGCUACUACUCUCCCACAUCGCGGUGCCGGCGUCCUCCCAGAAGCCUCCCAGUCUCAGUGUGGGCGUGGUCAUGGGCCAGACGCGGCCGGUUCCCGACCAGGAUCUACGCCCACUUCGGCGGGCAGACGACGCCCUCGACGUCUCUGUGGUCCCUCUGAGGAUGAACCAGACCGACCCCAAGUCUGUCAUCACACAGGUGUGCGAGCUCCUGUCUCGCUCUCGCCUCCACGGCAUCGUGUUCGCUGAUGGUACCGACCAGGAGGCCAUUGCUCAGAUCCUGGACUUCCUGUCCGUUCAAACCCAACUUCCCGUCCUGGGGGUGCACGGAGGCUCCUCUAUGAUUAUGGCUGACAAGGAUGAGAAGUCCACCUUCUUCCAGUUUGGUGCCGCUCUACAGCAGGAGGCUCUGCUCAUGCUGUCCAUCAUGGAGGAGUACGACUGGCACGUCUUCUCCAUCGUCACCUCCAAGUUCCCCGGCUACCAGGCUUUCAUCAGCACGCUGAGGGUGACCGUGGACCACAGCUUUGUGCGCUGGGACCUCCAGAGCGUGGUCACGCUGGACGCUAUGGACGGCGACCCCAACUCCAAGUCUCACAUCGCCCUCAAGAGGAUCCAGAGUCCCGUCAUCCUGCUGUACUGCUCCAAGGACGAGGCGGUGUACAUUCUAGAAGAGGCACGCUCCUUGGGCCUCAUUGGAGCCGGUUACAUCUGGAUCGUGUCCAGUCUCACCACCGGAAACCCCGACUUUACACCAGAGGCCUUUCCUCUGGGAAUGAUCUCCGUGUCCUACGACGACUGGGAGUACCCGCUGGAGACGCGGAUGCGGGACGGGGUGGACAUCAUCCUGUCCGCCGCCACCGCCAUGCUGCGGGAGAAAGGCGAACUGCCGGAGGCCCAGAGCAGCUGCUUCAGCACGCCGUCCGACCGCAGCCCGGGGAAACUGCCGCCCAGCGCCCUGCGCAGACACAUGAUGCACGUGUGGAAUGAGGGCAGAGAUCUGUCCUUUACCCCGGAUGGUUACCAGGCCAACCCCAAAUUAGUGGUCAUCGUGCUGAACAGCGAAAGGAAGUGGGAGAAGAUGGGUCGCUGGGAGAACGGAACGCUGUCGCUGAUGUUCCCCGUGUGGCCGCGCUACAACUCGCACGGCGACGAGGACGCAGACGAGAACCACCUGUCCAUCGUCACGCUGGAGGAGAAGCCCUUCGUCAUCGUGGACAACGUGGACAUCCUCACGGGGACCUGCAUGAGGAACUCCGUGCCCUGCCGCAAACACGUCAAAGACAACAGCACCAUGGGAGGCUCCUACAUCAAGCAGUGCUGCAAGGGCUUCUGCAUCGACAUCCUCAAGAAGAUCGCCAGGAACGUCAAGUUCACCUACGACCUCUACCUGGUGACCAACGGCAAGCACGGCAAGAAGAUCAACAACGUGUGGAACGGCAUGGUGGGAGAGGUGGUGUACAAGAAAGCCGUGAUGGCCGUCGGCUCCUUGACCAUCAACGAGGAGAGGUCGGAGGUCAUCGACUUCUCCGUGCCCUUCGUGGAAACCGGCAUCAGCGUGAUGGUGUCGCGUAGCAACGGCACCGUCUCUCCAUCCGCAUUCCUCGAGCCCUUCAGCGCCUCUGUUUGGGUGAUGAUGUUUGUGAUGCUGCUCAUCGUCACGGCCAUCGCUGUCUUCCUUUUUGAGUUUGUCUCCCCGCUGGGCUUCAACCGCAACUUGGCCCAAGGCAAAGACCCUCACGGUCCAUCCUUCACCAUCGGCAAAGCCGUCUGGCUGCUGUGGGGUCUGGUGUUCAACAACUCCGUUCCUGUCCAGAACCCCAAGGGCACCACCAGUAAGUUCAUCGUGUCGGUGUGGGCCUUCUUCGCCGUCAUCUUCCUGGCCUCGUACACCGCCAACCUGGCCGCCUUCAUGAUCCAGGAGGAGUUUGUGGACCAGGUCACCGGACUCUCUGACAAGAAGUUCCAGAGCCCCUACUCCUAUUCCCCGCCCUUCCGCUUCGGGACGGUCCCCAACGGCAGCACGGAGCGCAACAUCCGCAAGAACUACCCGGACAUGCACCAGUACAUGACCAAGUACCACCAGACGGGCGUGCAGGACGCGCUGGUCAGCCUCAAGACCGGCAAACUGGACGCCUUCAUCUACGACGCCGCCGUGCUCAACUACAUGGCGGGCCGCGACGACGGCUGCAAGCUGGUCACCAUCGGCAGCGGCUACAUCUUCGCUACCACGGGGUACGGCAUCGCGCUGCAGAAGGGGUCCUACUGGAAGCGCCUGGUGGACCUGGCCAUCCUCGGCAUCAUCGGAGACGGUGAGAUGGAGGAGCUGGAGGCCCAGUGGCUGACGGGCAUCUGCCACAACGAGAAGAACGAGGUGAUGUCCAGCCAGCUGGACGUGGACAACAUGGCGGGCGUCUUCUACAUGCUGGCCACCGCCAUGGGCCUGUCCAUCCUCACCUUCAUCUCCGAGCACCUCUUCUACUGGCGCCUGCGAUACUGCUUCACCGGCGUCUGCUCGGGCCGACCGGGCCUCCUCUUCACCAUCAGCAGGGGCAUCUGGAGCUGCAUCCACGGCGUUCACAUCGACAUGAAGAAGAAAUCCCCGGAGCUGGACUUCAGUCCUCAGGCCAACAUGCUGCACCUGCUCAAGUCGGCAAAGUCCAUGGCCUUGUCCUCGCCCAAACGCAACACGGUGGUGGUGCAGCCCAGCAUCCUGGACAUGAUGUCAGGCAAAGGUAACUCGCUCCAUCUGCCUCAAAAGGGUCCCGGUCUCUAUAGCAACGCCAGCGGUCCGCGGGGUUUCCUGUCCUUAUCCGGGCGCCACAAGAACCUUCUGAACAACGCGGCGCCCUUCCCCGCCCAGCCGAAAGGCCCCGCCCACCAGGCCAGCCCCAGCAAGCCGCAGCUGUCCAUCACCAACGACAACGGCAAGACCCACCUCGCCGGGCCCGCCGGCCCGCCGUCCAAGCCUCGUGCUCUUUGGAAGAAAAGCGUGGAGACGCUGAAGACCCAACCCGGCGCGGUGGCGGCGGCUCCUGCGCCGGGUGCCGGCCCGAGCCCGACGGCGACGCCGGGGCCCGCGUCCAUGAAGAGCCAGCGCUACCUUCCCGAAGACCCGCCGCACUCUGACAUCUCGGAGUGCUCCAGUCGGCCGCCGUCGCACAAAGAUUCCGACUCCAUGGCGCCGAGGGGCGGGUUCAAGCCCAUCAAUCAGCUGAGGAAGCGGGGAGGCGGAGGAGGAGGCGGAGCCUCCAAGAUCUACUCCAUUGACUCGGACCAGGCCAGCCUCCAGUCGGCUCCCCCGUACCAGCGAGACAGCCAGGGGGGCAGCGACGAGCUCACGUACCCCCCCGACCUCUUCCCCCCCGACAGCACGUACUCACACAAAGCGGACACGCCCAUCCUGCAGCUGAGCGCCACCUUGCUGCACCACAGUCACAGCGCCGAGGCCGACCUGCACUCCAUGAAGGACAAGAAGUACAGCACCUACACGCACAGCAGCGCCAAGGACAAGUCGGGCGGCUCCUUCGAGGGGCCGGGCUUGGGGGCGAGCUCGCAGGGCGUCCGCCCGGGCCACUGUCGCUCCUGCCUGACCAAGCUGAGCGGCUACUCGGGCCUCUACACGGUGCGUUCCCCGCAGGCCCGCUGCGACGCCUGCGCCCACCUGGGCAACCUGUACGACAUCAGCGAGGACCACCUGCACUACUCGCACGGCGGCGACAUGUUCGCCCACUUCCUGCCCCAGAGCCAGCUGGGCCUGGUGGGCGAGGGGGACGAUCUGGUCAGCCACUUCGAGCCGGCGCCGGCGUCGCCGUCCGCCCACCCCGGCGCCUCCUCGCCGGCCCAGCACCUGCAGCUGAGUCGCCAGCACUCCUACGAGAACCUGCUCCCGGACGGCGUUCCCGAGAUGCAGACUCACCUGCGCGGCCUCGGCCUACCCGACAGGGAGCGGGAGUCCACCCUCGACGAGGGGGCGUACGCUAACGUCCUCACCAUGCGCUCCGACCGCCCGUACAGCGGCCGCAGCCCGCCCUCGCCGUCCCCCUCCCAUCACCACAGCUUGGACGCCCCCAUGCCCCUGCCCCGACGCUCCAAGAGCCUCUUCCCCGACCGGCCCUCCCACAACCCUUUCCUGCAGUCGGCCGCCGGCACGGCGCAGCGGGAGUCCGCCACCCACAGCGCCCCCCGCAUGUCGCAGAGAAGCUCCGCCCACGAGCUGUACAAGCAGCGCAUGCCGCUCUCGCUCACCCUCGGCAACCACGGCGGCCACCACGCCAACCAGCACCACGUGGACCCGCAGGUCUUUUACCCUCAGCAGGAGCCCCCCGUGGUGGCCUACAUGGUCCCGCCCGCCGCCGCCCAGCCCAUGAGCUACGUGACGGCGCCGCGAGCUUCCAGCGCCGGCGGCAACAGGCCCCGCCUCUACCGCCGCAUGCCUAGCAUCGAGUCUGACGUGUGAGACUCGCACUUCCUGUCACUGACAUCCAAUAAGGCGGGGCCUCCCCUCCCCCCCACCAGCUCCUCUGGGUCACGGGGAGCCGCCCAGCCCCGCCCCUUAUUUUUUCCUUUUUUUGCUGUGUGUGCACAUUCACCUUCGACUCUCUGCAGCCAACAUGUGUCUUCUACGAGCACACACAGCCGCGCGGGAAUCGAACCUGCGGGCGGACUCCACGGGGCGGCUUGGUUGGCAGGGUCCCCGCAUCGCCCACACACACACACACAUACACACAUGUACACUAACAGACUGUUUGAUAACGUUGAUGUCAGCUAAUUGAACAUUCCACAAAAAAUAAGAAGGGGCGGCCCUUAAGCGGCCGCCGAUCAAAUCCUCUCAGGAUGAGAGUGUUCCGAGAAGGGGACACACACACACACACACACACACACACACACACACACACACACUUAAUUUAGCAUCCUAGCUUCCUUCCUCUCUUAGCUACUAGCCUUCAGGUCACACACUGCAUGCUUCCUAAGGCCCUGACAUACGCUCACACACAGAUGCAGGGUCAUAUAUGUGCGCGCACACACACACACACACAUGCACACACACACACUGUGUGUGUGCGUGUGUGUGUGUGUGUGUGUGUGUUGGUCGAUGCUCUCUGUGCACUUUGUACAUUUUAUAACCUGCCACCAAACACAAACCAAAAAAAAAAAUCACUUUUUUAUACUCUGAAUUCGCUGGAGGGUUUAUUAUCUUUUUUUUGUUGUUGUUUUGAUUCCGGCGCCGUGUGAGGUCACGGGUGUUGCUAAGCAGCGACGUGUCAUCAUAGCCAGCUCAUCGUUAGCCCCUCCCACUUCCUCUUCCUUUUUUAGCGGCCGUCACGUGACAGUAUAGAUUAGUCGCGCCGGUUCAAAAAACAACAAGGGACUAUUUUUUUAUUUUAUUUUUGAAUUAGGCGUGAAACGCCGUUGGCUUGUGGAAGGUGGACGCACAUGUCGUCGGUUUUGAUGGUGAGUGUCGUGUCCUGGUUUGUGUUCAGCUACAGUUUUCCUAUGGUUUAUACCGUAUUUUUCGGACUAAAUAACUGACCUGGCUUCAACAACAGUCGUACGGUUACCAAGUCACUCAAUUGUGGCACUAGCUACACCCAGGAAGCGCGUUACUUCUCUUUGAGUCCCCCAGGCCUUUAAGUCUCUCCUGGGGGCCAAACUGUGGGAGCCACAAACAAAAACAAUGCCCUAAAUGUAAGUUAUAUUUAUGAGGGGGGAGAAGUCCAAUUUAUGAGAUAAAAAGUCAUAAUUAUGGGAGAAAAAGUCAUAAUUAUUGGAUGAAAUGUGAAAAUUAUAAGAUAAAAACUCAUAAUUAUGAGAUUAAAAAUCGAAAUUAUUCAAUAUAAAAUCAAAAUUAUAAGUGAAGAGAGUCAAAAUUAUGAGACAGAAGAAGGUGGAAUUUUUUUAGAUUUAAAAAAAAAUCAUAAUUAUGAGAAUGGAAAUCGAAAUGAUGAGAUAAAAAAUCCCAAUUACUCAGUAUAAAGUCGAAAUGAUGAGACAAAAAGUCAUAAUUAUUGGAUAAGAUGUCGUAAUUAUCAGAUUUAAAAAAAAUCAUAAUUAUUCAAUAUGAAGUCGAAAUUAUAAGAGAAGAGAGUCGAAAUUAUGAGACAAAAAGUCCUAAUAAUUGGAUAAAAUGUAAAAAAUUAUGAGAUGAAAAGUCAUAAUUAUGGGAUAAAAAAUUGAAAUUAUGAGCAAAGAAGGUUGAAUUUUUUAGAUUAAAAAAAUCAUAUUUAUGAGAAUGGAAAUCGAAAUGAUGAGAUAAAAAGUCACAAUUACUCAGUAUAAAGUGAAAAUGAUGAGACAAAAAGUCCUAAUGGAUAAAAUUAAUGUCGAAAUGAUGAGGCAAAAAGUCAUAAUUAUUGGAUCAAAUGUGAAAAUUAUAAGAUGAAAAGUCAUAAAUAUGAGAUUAAAAAUCGAAAUUAUGAGAUUAAAAAAAAAUCAUAAUUAUUCAAUAUAAAGUGGAAAUUAUAAGAGAAGAGAGUCGAAAUUGUGAGACAAAAAGUCCUAAUAAUUGGAUAAAAUGUCAAAAUUAUGAGAUGAAAAGUCAUAAUUAUGGGAUAAAAAAAUCGAAAUUAUGAGCAAAGAAGGUUGAGUUUUUGAGAUAAAAAAAUCAUAAUUAUGAGAAUGGAAAUCAAAAUGAUGAGAUAAAAAGUCAUAAUUACUCAGUAGAAAGUCAAAAUGGUGAGACAAAAAGUCUUAAUUGGAUAAAAUGAAUGUCGAAAUGAUGAGACAAAAAGUCAUAAUUAUUGUAUAAAAUGUCGAAAUUAAGGGAUAAAAAGUCAUAAAUAUGAGAUGAAAAAACGAAAUUAUGAGAUAAAAAGUCAUAAUUGGACAAAAUGUCGAAAUUAGGAGAGAAGGAAGUCGAAAUGAUGAGACAAAAGUCAUAAUUAUUGGAUAAAAUGACGAAAUUAGGAGAUAAAAAGUUAUAAUUAUUGGACAAAAUGUAAAGAUUAUGAGAUAAAAAGUCAAAUAUGAGUUUCAAAAACAAAAUUAUGAGAUAAAAAGUCAUAAUUAUUGGACAAAAUGUCCAGAAAUUAUGAGAUCAAAAGUCAUAAUUGUUCAAUAUAAUUAUGGGAUGGUGUCGAAAUUAUUAAAGAAGAAAGUCACAUCUGAGAUAAAAUCUUAAUAAUUAGAUAACAAGUUUAAAUAAUGAGAUAAAACGUUUAAAUAAUGAGAUAAGAAAGUCAUAAUUAUGAGAUGAAAAGGAAUGAUUAUGAGAGAAAAUUAUGAGAUCAGAAAGUCGAAUCUAUGAGUUACAAAAUUGUGAUUAUGAGACAAAAAGUCUAAAAUAUGAGUUCAAUCAAUCAAUCAUUAAGAAAAUGUGAGUUAAUAUGAGUAAAUAUGAGUUAAUAUGAGUUGAAAUGAUGAGGCACAAAUGUGUGAAUGUUGUCUAUCUGUGAUGAGGUGGCCACUUGUCCUGGGUGUACCCCGCCUUCCACCUGUAUGCAGCUGGGAUAGGCUCCAGCAACCCCCCGUGACCCCUGAAAGGGACAAGCGGUAGAAAGUGGAUGGAUGUUUUUAUCUCAUAAUUUGGAUUUUUUUUUCGACUGUCUUAUUACAUCAUUUUGACUUUUCAUCUCAUAAAUAGAACUUUUCAUCUGGUAGUUAUGACUUUCUUAUCUCACCAUUUCCACUUUUCUCUCUCAUGUCCGUGACUUGUUUUGUUUUUAACGUGACGGAAACAAGUUUCCAUAGCAAACAGAAGCAAGGUGAAAGUAAACAGUGAAGUAGUAGUAAUUAGUUAAUUAUUCAUUAAUGCCCAUUAUUCACAAUCCUUAUGUGAGGCAAGAAAGCACGUUGUCUUUUCUGUGCCUUCUAAAUAGUUAAAAACACUUAGAGCGCGUACAAAAAAUUACCCGUAUUGUUAGCUGCCUCUUGCUAGCAGGUUUUCACUAUUUAAAACGCACGGAAAGGAGAAAAGGUGUUCUUGUCUCUCAUGAGGAUUAUGGAUGAUCGGCAGAAUUACUUUGGAAAAAAUGGCUUUGUUGGAUGCUAACAUGUACGCUAGCAGUAGACAGUUAAUCCCCAACGAUAAACGUAUCAUUUCUAGGGAUGGGUAACACAAACCAAGACCCGGGUCAUGACAAGCUGUGUCCAAACUGAGGGUCGGCGUCAGGUGACGGAACAUAGUGCUAUGUUAGCAUAACUCUUCACAUUUGAACAACAACAUAUUCUGUAUUUUUUAUUUUUUUUAUUUUGUGGCACAGAUCGAAACCAACGCCAUGUUCAUGUACCUGGCUUGCGCGUUUCCAUUAAGAAUCUGAGUCCAAAAAUACGCAAGGCUCCACUUUUGCAAGAAUGCGCUAGCUUGCUAUUGACAUGUUACUAAGUUAGCACUAGCGAUUUCAAAUGUAUUAAUGAAAACUACAACGAAGAGGCACGUUCCGAACAGCUGGUGCGUAAUAAGUACAAUACUUACAGUAUUGACACGUUUUAGGGCGCAAUUAAUACCCCCCCUCCCCCAAACCACAGCAUAAACAAUAAUAAUAAUAAUAGAUUUUAUUUGUAAAAAGCACUUUACAUUGAGUAAACAACCUCAAAGUGCUAUAGUGUAUUAAAAAUACUAAAAAGAUAAUAAAAAUAAAUAACAAUAAAAACUAGAACAGCCUAAUAGCUAGAACUAGUAUGCAUAUAUCUAAAAAAAUUUUUUUUUAAAAAAAGGUUUUUAAGCCUUUUUUUAAAUCAUCCACAGUCUGUGGCGCCCUCAGGUGGUCAGGGAGAGCGUUCCACAGACUGGGAGCGGCGGAGCAGAAAGCCCGGUCUCUCAUUGUUCGUAGCUUUGUCCUCGGAGGUUGGAGGAGGUUAGCCUGUCCGGAGCGGAGGUGUCGUGUGGAGGAUUUGGGGGUGAGCAGUUCUUUGAGGUAGAGGGGGGGCAUUUCCAUGGAGGCACUGGGAGACUUUGAAUUCCAUCCUGAGUGGAACAGGAAGCAAGCGAAGGGAUUUGAGAAUUAGAAUUAAACUAUACACUACUGCCAUCUCUUGGACUUGCAACUGUAAUUGCAACUUAUUGUCAUACUUGCAAAGGAGACUCAGAAAUGUGACGAAAGAAAAUACAACAACUGGAUGGCAGUUAUCAUAAUCCGCUCAUUUUUUUUAAUUUUGCAAUAAAAAAUUGUAAUUGUGUUAUCAAAAACCAUAUUUAUUAACACACACAAAAGGACCAAAAAUUGGUAUCGGUAUGGAAUCCCGGGUAGCGGGAAUCGGUACCGUAUCGGUUCAAAUGUGUAAGGUACCCAUCCCUAGUUAUUUAUGACUUUUUCAACUUUAAAAAGACUAAAAAUGACUUAAGCGAAUAUCGCUGCUUCCUGAUUAAAAUUGCUGGUUUUUUUGUUUGUUUUUUUUACAAAAUUAAAUAAAAUGGCUGUUUUUGACCCGCAGCCCAUUAAAAAACGUAAAAACGUUUCAUUUGCGUCGCCAGAGUAGACCACGAUUGGUCGACCGCUCUAAGACCCGCCCCUAAAGUCGAAUGGGGGAGCCAAAAAGGCUCAACUGCCGGGGGCCAUCAUCAAGGACGGACCCUAAACAACUAACAGGACCUGCUCCUACCAAAUGGAAGCAGUGUAGUAGUGGUCUCGUUAUUGACACUUAUAUUCAAUUGAUUAGACUGCAAAGACAAGAUAUUUCAUGUUCAAACUAAGAAACUGAAUUUUUUUGUGCAAAUAAUCAUUAACUUAGAAUUGAAUGGCAGCAACACAUUGCAAAAAAGUUGUCACAGGGACAUUUUUACCACUGUGUUACAUGGCCUUUCCUUUUAACAACACUCAGUAAACGUUUGGGAACUGAGGAGACAACAUUUUUGAAGCUUUUCAGGUGGAAUUCUUUCCCAUUCUUGCUUGAUGUACAGCUUAAGUUGUUCAACAGUCCGGGGGUCUCUGUUGUGCUAUUUUAGGCUUCAUAAUGCGCCACACAUUUUCAAUGGGAGACAGGUCUGGACUACAGGCAGGCCAGUCUAGUACCCGCACUCUUUUACUAUGCAGCCAUGCUGUCGUAACACGUGGCUUGGCAUUGUCUUGCUGAAAUAAGCAGGGGCGUCCAUGGUAACGUUGCUUGGAUGGCAACAUAUGUUGCUCCAAAACCUGUAUGUACCUUCCAGCAUUAAUGGUGCCUUCACAGAUGUGUACGUUACCCAUGUCUUGGGCACUAAUACACCCCCAUACCAUCACACAUGCUGGCUUUUACACUUUGCGCCUAUAACAGUCCGGAUGGUUCUUUUCCUCUUUGACGUCCACAGUUUCCAAAAACAAUUUGAAAUGUGGACUCGUCAGACCACAGAACACUUUUUCCACUUUGCAUCAGUCCAUCUUAGAUGAGCUCGGGCCCAGCGAAGCCGGUGGCGUCUCUGGGUGUUGUUGAUAAAUGGCUUUGGCUUUGCAUAGUAGAGUUUUAACUUGCACUUGCAGAUGUAGUGACCAACUGUAGUUACUGACAGUGGUUUUCUGAAGUGUUCCUGAGCCCAUGUGGUGAUAUCCUUUACACACUGAUGUGGCUUUUUGAUGCAGGGAUCGAAGGUUCGUAAUAUCGUCGCUUACGUGCAGUGAUUUCUCCAGAUUCUCUGAGCCUUUUGAUGAUAUUACGGACCGUAGAUGGUGAAAUCCCUAAAUUCCCUGCAAUAGCUGGUUGAGAAAUGUUGUUUUUAAACAAUUUGCUCACGCAUUUGUUGACAAAGUGGUGACCCUCGCCCCGUCCUUGUUUGUGAAUGACUGAGCAUUUCAUGGAAGCUGCUUUUACACCCAAUCAUGGCACCCACCUGUUCCCAAUUUGCCUGUUCCCCCGUGGGAUGUUCCAAAUAAGUCUGUGACGAGCGGCUUUCUCAGUCUUUUUUGCCACUUGUGCCAGCUCUUUUGAAACACGUUGCAGGCUUCAAAUUGCAAAUGAGCUAAUAUUUGCAAAGAAUAACAAAGUUUUCCAGUUUGAGCGUUAAAUAUCUUUGCAGUCUAUUCAAUUGAAUAUAAGUUGAAAAGGAUUUGCAAAUCUUUUGUAUUUUGUUUUUAUUUACCAUUUACACAACGUGACAACUUCACUGGUUUUGGGGUUUGUAUAACAGAUUAUUAAAUUUGGGAGCGACUAAAGCAGAAAGGAGGUCAGGUUUGAAGUGGAAAAGACACGACGUCGUCACGCUCGUCCCUCGGUCUGGACGCCGCUCGCCACAUUUUUCUUUUUUUUUUAAUUGAAUUCUGGUGUCGACACGCCGAGUUUGAUCUCGCGAUGCCUUCUUUUUCAACGCUUUGUGAUUUUGAUGGCCAAUAUCAGGUUGCAACAUUUCUAUGAGUUCUUUGUGUACAGACCCUCUUUUUUUUUUUGGUUUGUUUACACCCGAAUAUUUUCCACGUGUUGGCUUCCUCUCGAUAACAGCUUUUUAUUCUUAGGAUGAUAGUGGGGGCAAGGGGGGGAGACAACAAAACUGGCAUGUUUUUUGAUUCUUCUCUGACUUUUCUUUGUCUUUCUUUUAAAGAUUUUGUGUCAUUUUAAGCCCCGUGCUGUGAUAACGUCGAUUCACCUCGACUUGUAUCGGACUCAAUGAGGAGUUCGGUCUGAGCAGUUCCGAGUCCGCCCACCGACUUCUCUUUCACUACGAGUCUGUGCUGUUUUACCUCCCCCUGUGUGUGUGCGUGUGUGUGUGUGUGUGUGUGUGUGUGUGCGUGUGUGUGUGUGCGUGUUUUACACCGAGCAGGCAUUUAUAUAAGACAAUGGAUGAAGUGUGUGUGUGUGUGUGUGUGUGUGUGUGUGUACUUUUCUGUUCUCUCUUCCCUUCAUCCCACUCAUAACUUUUGACCCAUCUCAUGUAACACACACACACACACACACACACACAAACACACACACAAUACCGCGUGUGUGUUGUGUGCUUAGUUGUGUGGAGUUUUGUACCAUCACUGGAGAUUUUUACACUUUUUUUUUUUUUUUUUAACUUGCAUGACCGUGCUCGUGCUUCUGGUGGUUCCUCUUUUCUGCCGCAGCAUCUCCCCGAAGGUCACAUGACCAUGUCGCACACACACACCGACGUGUGUGUGUGUGUGUGUGUGUGCAUGGGUGUGUGUUCCCCCGGGUGUGUGUGCUGCGUGCUGACUUGUGUAUAAGUUCAGGGGUUUCUAAGCUACUAGUUGUGUUGUACAUAAGACGUGUCACUCAGUACCUCUGUACAAUGUGUAAAUAAGUAAAGGUUACUUU